Molecule: messenger RNA, 3803 nt
Organism: Phasianus colchicus (ring-necked pheasant)
Lineage: Eukaryota; Metazoa; Chordata; Aves; Galliformes; Phasianidae
Gene: KCTD14
Product: potassium channel tetramerization domain containing 14
Biological process (GO): protein homooligomerization
Molecular function (GO): protein binding
Source: RefSeq, a predicted model, not a curated record
GUUGCUGCUAAUCAGGUUGAAUAAAGCCAAGGCCAUUCUCAGUGAAGGGCCUAAGGAACUGGGAGAGAACAGAACUAGGAGAGAUGACUUAAACUGGCCAAAGGGAUAUUUCAUAUCAUAUGACAUCAUGUAUUUGAAGGGGGUGGGAGUUGAUCUCACUCUCUUCUUCUACCUGGGAACCAGCUGGGGCUGGUGAGCAAUUGCUUGUGCAUCACUUGUUAAAUACAUUCAUAUGUAUAAAUAUUUGUCAUAAUUAUUAUCCUUUUCUCUAUCUUAGUAAAUAAUUCUAUCUCAGUCCACGAGUUCUAACUUCCAGUGGGUGCUCAGCCAUCUGGGGCUUAAACCACAACACUAAUUCCCUUUUUCCCUUUUGUUGCUGGUAACAGGAAGCAGCCUGAAAUGAAAGACAGCAAGGCUGGUUGAGGAGAUAACAUUUUUCAUGAGACCAACAGAUAAAACUGGGGAAAAAAAAAAAAAGCACACGAGUAAGCUAAAAGAGAAGCUGACAAAGAAAUCUUCGUGUGCCCCAAAGCCCACAUGGUUUUAUCCAUCUGUACCAGCAGAGAUUCAGGACUGAUUUUAUUUACCCUGCACAAAUUACUUAGUGCCUGGAGACUGCAUUGGCAAUGAAGAAAAUAACAUCACCUUGCUUGUAUGGCCAGCACCCUGCUCUGACGCUGCCAGGCACAACAGUGGGAUAGGUGAGAUGGUUUGGGACAUACAUCACUAAAAGAGCAGCAUGCAGAUGCUAACAAGCAUUGCAAGCGUUUACAGGUUUUAAUUCAACUCAGGCAGAGGUUGUGGGCCUCCUCAGGAAAGCUGGGCCUCCUUUGGAAGGGCUGAUUCACCUCUCACACAUCUGCAGGUGAGUGUGUGAUGGCAGCCAGCCCAAAUCCGCCCUGCUGCUUGCUGAUUGCCAGAAAACUAACGAGCAAACAGUUCCGCUUCCGUGCUGCUCCCUCCCCUCCGUCCAGACCUGCAGCCUGCACUGUGCUUGGGACAAUCUCAAGUUUGAGGGGCAGCAGCUGGGCAAGAGCCUGACCCACUGAAGGAGAAUCUGCUGAAAGAGGACUGGAGCACAACGAGGGGAGAUGAGCAUUUCCUCGGAGCAGAAGCCCAUAGGGAAACAGGUCACUGGCAGCCUACAUAUGUUGCCAGCAAUCGUGGAGCUGAAUGUCGGCGGGGAGAUGUACACAACAACACUGAGCACCUUGAAGAAACACCCUGGUUCCAAGCUGGCAGAGAUGUUCACCGGCCAGCACAAACUCAGGACAGACUCAAAAGGGAGGAUCUUCAUUGACAGGCCGGGGACCUACUUCAAAUACAUCUUGGAAUAUCUGCGCAGUAACCAGGUGCCCACCCAGUGCAUCCAGGAUGUCUACAAGGAGGCUUUGUUCUACGACAUCGAACCCUUGAUCAAGCAGCUGGAGGACUCCCCUCAGAUUUUUGGGGAACAAGUGGCAAGGAAGCAGUUCCUGGCCCGUGUGCCCAACUACAGUGAGAACAUUGAGCUGAUGAUCCGCAUCGCACGGGCCGAAGCAGUCGCGUCCCGCUACUCCAGCGUCAUCAUAUGUGUUGUCAAAACGGAGGAAGACGUGGCCAGGUGUCAGGAUGCCUUGAACAGCUUGGACAUGGAUAAAAAAUCCGUGGUGAAAUUUGGCCCCUGGAAGGCAGCUCCAAGUAUUUAUGAUCUACUGGACUGCAUUCAGAUGGACGUGAAAGACAAAGGGUACAAAAUCUCCUUACAUGCUCACGUUGCUGAAAAAGGGUUUCGCUUCAAAUCCCAGGAUUUCUUCCACAUAAUCCAGUUCACCUGGUGGUAGCAAAGUGCCUUUCUUGAUGCAGAAUGGAAGAAACCAAUUAUCAAAACAAAUGAACUUGGGCUGUGGAGACUAAACCCUGGACUACUGGAGGGACAGGAAGAAACGCGUGGGCCCAGAAAUGUCUCUUCUUUGGUUGUUUGCCAAAUUAAAGAACAUUUGAGAGCCACUGUUUUGUUGGGCAUUAACGGUUAACUGUACAGUUUUCAAGGUAUGUGUUCUGAAAUGGGAGCCAGACCUGAAGUUGAGCAAACUGCACUCAACCUAAGAGAAAUGAAUAUGCCCAAAUGUGUCUUGUGGACAUGGAAAGUUGGUCUCUCACUAGAAACAGAAACAAAUUACUACCUCAGAGUCCAGACUUGCUAGUACAGUUAGGAGCAGCACAUGGACAUGUCUCCUACUCUGCCUUAUUUUGAGUCAUAAAUACUGAGAGCUACAGAACCCAUUCACCCUAACCUGCUGUCCUCAGAGCCUUCUCCUCACUGAAUACUUCUCAUAAGUUAGGAUCUGUUAUACGGGGUGCAGCAGUCUGGUCCACAGAUUUAUUCUAGGUAAAGACAGACAGUGUUCUGUCUAUAAAGCACACAGACUAACCUUUAAAUGCUAGCUCACAUCUGCAAUGUUGGAAAAGAAAAACCAUCUUUGAAAAGCAACAGAUCAGAUUUUGAAGUAUUGUUGAGAGAAAAGAGGGGAAUACAUAAGAUCUUUCUUCUGAUUAAUACUUCACUGUUUCUCAUGUAUUGCCAGGCAUGACCUUCUCUGAUGGAAAAAAAUCACAUAUGCACCAUUUCAAGUGGAAUCCCUGAAAGCUGUGUAAAUACAUGCUCAACUUAGAUUUGGAUCUUUAAUGAUCUUAUGAUCUUAUGAUAAUAUCUUUUACGGCCCCUUCCAACUGGGGAUAUCCUAUGAUUCUACAAUUUUAUGAAGAAGAGGUAAAAAUCACUGAUGAGAUGUAACCUAAAGAAACAUACUCCUCUCUCAUGUCACCCUAUUUCAAUCUUUCAUCCUGUGCCAUUCACUGUUAUCACAACACUAUUUUUAAAUGUAUAAGCUUAGGGAAACCCCCCUGUGAUUUGACUGGAAGGAAAUGCUACUGAAGUGAAAGCCUGGGACCCCAGUGGCUAUUCUAAACAGAACAUCAGUUGUUUCCUAAAUUGUGUUUAAAAAAUCUGAGUAUUCCAAAGUUGGUAUUUUGUUUGUUUGUUUUGUAUCUUUUUUCUGAAGACGGCCAUUAAGAUGGUUUUAAUAACUCUGAGAUAUUCAGAAGUCAUCACGGUUAAUUUGAUUAUGGAUGUAUUUCCUCUACAAUGCUCUCAAAUGGUCAGAUCUUUGGGUGGUGCUGUGUGGAACCAGGAGUUGGACUCAAUGAUCCGUAUGGGCCCCUUCCUGCUCGGAAUAUUCUAUGUUUCUCUGAUUUUUUAGUGAUACUGGUGACAAGUUGAAAAGCUUUAUACUCCAAUCCCUUCACAGAUCACUGUAUCCCUAAAAUGUCCACAUGCAGCUAUCCCUGGCUAUGUUACAUGCUGUAUUUCUAACUGCCUCGAGACAGAGACCUGUCAUAGAGGCUCUUUGGUGCUGCUGCUUCUUUCCCCUCUCCUUGAAGGAGACACACUUGAAGGCUGCAUUAUGUGUUUGGCUGUGUCCAAUGCAAAGCUUGCCUUUAAUGUCCCAGAGACACACAAGGUCAGGCUGGACGGGGCUGUGAGUAACCUGGUGGAGCUGUAGGUGUCCCUGUUCACUGCAGGGGAGUUGGACCAGAUGAUCUUUAGAGGAGCUGGGAGUGUUUGGGGGUCACUGCUGCUGGAGGUGCUCAGGUGGGAUGUGGCACUGAGGGAUGUGGUCAGUGGGCAUGGAGGGCAGGGUUGGGGGUGGGCUUGGGGAUCUUAAAGGUGAUUUCUAUCCUUAAUGGUUCUAUGACACGAUGAAGAAUUUUGUCACAACUGAGAAGAGGAGGGAUGGCUCUUCUCUGUGUGUCCGUGUGGU